Parnassius apollo (apollo) is the source of this 1518-nucleotide messenger RNA. The record is from the annotation of a GenBank genome assembly. Lineage: Eukaryota; Metazoa; Arthropoda; Insecta; Lepidoptera; Papilionidae.
AUGCAGAUCAUUAAACAAGUAGACUUCGAGCAGUCUUUCCUCCCCAUUCAGACUCCCGAAGAACAAAAAGUGUAUGAUGAAAUUUUAGUUCUAUACGAAAAACAUUUGCAGGAGUUAAAUCGUAUAAAAGACGCUGUUAGCAAAAUGUAUGAACAAGAGGAAAUUGAGAGCUUCUCUCGGAAGCAUUUCUCGAAUUCCCUCCGAAAGAAAAACGGGAUUUUUGCUUUCACACACACGUAUAUCGCUUUGUUGUUAACGACGAAUUUAAAUAAUAUACGCGUCAGCUUGGAAGAGAUAGUGAAUCGAACGCGUAACAACCUACAAAAGCUGCAGAAGAAAUAUGACGAAAAACUGAUCUACUUACGAAACCAGCUGUACAAUAAGAAUAAAGAGCAUCUCGUGGUAACAAGACAGGCUAGGCGGAACUCGGACGAAAUCGCUGAACUACAACAAAGCAUGAAACAAUUGAAAAACAACAUAGAAAAUCAUAACGACGUGAUACUGUGUCGUCUCAGUGAAGAGUUCGAAUAUUGGAAUGAUAAGCUUAAAGAGUUAAAUCGAAUUGCCACGACUAUAAUGAAAUUAAAAGACGUGGAGCAGAAACUUAUAGAACAGCAACAAAUGGAGCUUGAAUUGAAGGAUAAACCAAUAUCUGAAGGAAAAGUAAAGUGCUUGGUGUGUUUAGGAGCAUUUAAAUCAAAACUGGAAUACGUCAAGGAAAAGAAAACAGAGGCGGCUAGGACGUUGAUUAGUUUUUUUAGUGUUAGAGGUCCCGACCGCAUUUUCUACACAGACGGUGUUGGCCGCUACUACGUGGAUGAAUAUGGCCACCAGGUCUACUUCUAUGACUAUGGGCUUAAGAUGUACCACGUGAACUGUGACGGCGAGUUUGUCGAGGCUCAAGACACGGAGGCGUAUUACUACGACACAAACGGUCGUUAUGUGGUAAACGAGGAAGGUGAGAAAAUUUACAAGAUCGCCCCAUGCACCAGCUCUUACAAGCUGGUUAACGACCUGCUGGUGAAGAGCACGAACGAUUGUGGGCACUCCGAGCAGCCGAAUAAGAACUGCAGGAUGAAUAUAAAAGACCAUUCAGAUGUUGAGGUGUUGCCUAGUGGAGGUGGAACCGGAAAACUUGAUAUUAAGGGUGCACUUGACGAAAACACGGCGCUGUAUUUAUGGGAUAGUUUUGGCCAUGUUCUGCCCGAAGUAUUGUAUCAAGUGGCGAGCGAGCAACCCAAGAAUCCCAUACACUUUCUCGCUCAUAAAUUGGCCCGUUACAAAUGCAAUAAAACUUUAAAAGAAAUGCAGCAGAGAAGAGAAGAUGCGGAAAAGUAUCGCGCAGAUGUAUAUCGCGAACGCGAAAAUGAAGCAAUAGCUGCCAGCAAAGCAUGGAAAGCAAAGCAACCAAAACGUUCAAAGCCCGAAGAUUCCGGCGAAGGAGAUGCUCUGGCUUUGUACGGCGAACAUAUCGCCAGACAGGAGUUUAUUCGUUCCUUGGCUUUUUUCUAUACAUGA